AUGAGCUUCCGCUGUGCGCCUUUUUGAAAGCGAUUCCCAUGGUUUUGCCGCAAGCAGUGUUGAGAUCAGCAAGCCAUGGGCCGGCGUUGGUGGAGCUGAAGAAUGGCGACUCUUACAGUGGAACUCUGGUCGCUGUGGACAACUUUAUGAACAUUCGUUUGGAGGACGCAGUUUUCACGCCGCGUCUUGAGCAGAAGUUUGAGCACAUGAAGGAGUGCACAAUUCGAGGACAGUUUGUGAAGUUCAUUCGCUUCCCAGACAACAUCCUGGACCGCCAUGCACUCGAUGGUAACAUUGAGCAGAGAGUGACAUUGACAUGUAUCCAAUCCCCAUUGAUGCAGUUUUUGGCUCGAAAACGCAAGCGCUCAACACAUGUGUGGUCUUCGAUGUUCUUUGAGGUCAGUGCUUUGAUCGUUCCAAAGAACUGAUGUCAAAGGGUACGGCUCGGC
Messenger RNA from Durusdinium trenchii, 449 nucleotides. NCBI's taxonomy places the organism in Eukaryota, Dinophyceae, Suessiales, Symbiodiniaceae. The record is from the annotation of a GenBank genome assembly.